GUCCUGGAAAAAAUUUUGCUAUGUCAACACUCAAACUUUUGACGGCUUUACUUUUCCGACGAUUCGAUAUUGAAUUAGCUGAUAAGAAGGCACCACUUAAAACUUCAUUCACCAUGGUUAGACACUGUGACGAGUUGCAAGUUUAUAUCCGACCUAAGAUACCCAUUGCUGGGCAAGAUAAAUGUAUAUUUCUGGAGAAACAUUUAAUUCAAGAAAUAAAAAAGGUUAGAUUUAUUAAAUCUCCAAAACAUUGUCGAAAUCAAAAUAAUAACAAUAACGCACAAUUUUACAAAAAACAUACUUCUGUUCCAUACUGGAAACCGUUCGAUUUUCCAACGAUUGACACUUCUCAGGUCCAAUCAUGGUCUUCUUCUCAACUUAUAACACAUUUACGUAUAAUGUUUACCACACAAGGUUAUUUUAAACGUGAUCUGUGGACGGAAUCACUUUCACAAAAAUUUGUGUCACAACAAAUUGAUGGUAAGAAGCUUUUGAAGAUGGAUCGAGAUGACUUAAUAAGGAUCAUUGGAUGUGCUGAUGGAGUAAAGAGAUUGAUUAUUUGGAUGUUGGAAGGAGAGGUGAUCAGGUUAAAUGGACGAUACGAAAAUGAGAUUUAUCAUGAUCCAGUUG
This is a messenger RNA of Racocetra persica, 630 nucleotides long. The record is from the annotation of a GenBank genome assembly. Lineage: Eukaryota; Fungi; Glomeromycota; Glomeromycetes; Diversisporales; Gigasporaceae.